Molecule: messenger RNA, 2972 nt
Organism: Nylanderia fulva
Lineage: Eukaryota; Metazoa; Arthropoda; Insecta; Hymenoptera; Formicidae
Gene: mdy
Product: diacylglycerol O-acyltransferase
Biological process (GO): triglyceride biosynthetic process
Cellular component (GO): endoplasmic reticulum membrane
Molecular function (GO): diacylglycerol O-acyltransferase activity
Source: RefSeq, a predicted model, not a curated record
GUGACUCCUCUUCAAUCUUGGAAAGUCGGUUGACGAGCGUUAUCUACCGGAAAGCGAAAAAUAGAUAAACAGUCGUGCCUAUGGAAAGGGAAAGAGACUCGCACAUUUAGUACCACGAGUAGUACGAUCGGAAGCACGUCAUAAUGAGUAUGACACACGUAGAUUAAUAUAUUCACGUCGCUCGCUCGCGUAACACGCUCGUCGUGCACGCCUCUCACGCAUCGGGAGGAAGCUUGGGCUUUCUCGUUAUCAGCAUCAGUGGCCGGUGUCGCCGGUUGCCGCGCGCACCAGUCUCACUCCGACGACGGAGAACGUGUUCGGGAACGUGUGCCGGCUGUCGAAACGAAGUUUCUCUCUCUUUCUCUCUUUCUGUCUCUGUCGCGCCAACGUGAUCGCGGUUUGCGCCAAACACGCGUGCUCCUAUAUGCUCCUCUACGUCGCAGCCCAACAACAUGACGGCCGAGCACGAGCAUAGCGACUUUCGGAUGCGAUCGCGCAGAACGAAGAGCGUAACCAGGGCGGAGGAGAUCCAGAAGGCGGAACAGAUGGUCCGCAGGUCGCAGCCUGACAAGCCAUGUCACCGUCCCAGGGAUAGCCUUUUCUCGUGGAGCUCUGGCUUUGACAACUUCACGGGAUUCGUCAACUGGGGCUUCCUCCUGCUGGGCAUCGGCGGUAUCCGAUUACUACUGGAAAAUUUCAUAAAAUAUGGAAUAAGAGUCGAUCCUAGACAAUGGUUCAUUUUUCUUAGCGGCAAAAAUGAUGGCGGCGAAGAAUAUCCCUCAUUGUUCCUGGUUACCUAUUCCAUCCUACCCGUGGUUCUUUGUCUACUGAUCGAGAAAGGACUGUCCGUAGAUAUCAUAGCUCAUGGCCCGGGAAUGGUGUUCCACGUCAUAAACCUAGUCGUGAUGGUACUGAUUCCGAUGGUGGUCAUCCACGUGAAGGAUUCCGGAUUCAGUCUGGUUGGUGCGAUGUAUGUGUGCAUGCUGUACGCCAUACUCUUUUUAAAGUUAUGGUCCUACAUACAAGUCAACAUGUGGUGCCGCUUGAGCAGCCGAAAGAAAACCACGCAAGGCAGAAUGAGACGUCAGUUGUCCUGCAAUAAUCUUCAGUGGAUGUUGGAGAACGACGUCGGUCGGGACGACGCUCGGUCGUCGACGACGUGGACGUCGAUCGGUGUCGCGGAGAACGAGCCGCGAGUAGCGCAAAAUCCUCCCUCGAUGUCGCGACGCAACCGGAGAGACUGUCGAGCUUCCAGCAUCAAACAAAGUACAAGUGAUGUCAACGACUUUGAGCAAAGAAGCGAUCACGGAAAUGCAUUGGUACAAUAUCCUGACAACUUAAACCUCGGCGAUCUUUAUUACUACAUAUUGGCGCCUACUUUGUGCUAUGAACUGAACUUUCCUAGAACGCAACGGAUUCGUAAGAGGUUCCUUAUAAAACGAAUAUUGGAAGUCGUUGUAGGAAGCCAAGUGGUGAUGUCGCUUUUCCAACAAUGGAUGAUUCCUUCCGUGAAAAAUUCAUUGAUACCCUUUAGCAAUAUGGACGUAGCCAAGGCCUCCGAGCGUCUUCUCAAGUUAGCGAUACCGAAUCAUCUAGUGUGGCUUUGUUUUUUCUACUUGACAUUUCACUCCCUUUUUAACCUGAUGGGUGAAUUGCUGCAUUUCGCGGAUCGCAAUUUUUAUUGCGAUUGGUGGAACGCAAACAACAUCGAUACCUUUUGGCGAACUUGGAACAUGCCGGUGCAUCGUUGGGCUGUGAGACACCUCUAUAUUCCAAUCGUAGAGAUGGGUUAUAGCAAAACUACGGCGUCGGUGACCGUCUUCUUCAUCAGCGCUUUCUUCCAUGAAUAUCUCGUCAGUGUACCUUUGAAAACGUUCAAGAUAUGGGCCUUCAUGGGUAUGAUGGGACAGAUACCACUGUCGGUGUUGAGCAAGAUGGCGGAGCGAUACUGCGGCGCCAGAUGGGGCAACAUCGUCGUAUGGGCGAGCCUCAUCAUCGGGCAACCACUUUGUAUAAUGAUGUAUUAUCACGAUUACGUUGUAACUCAUUUUGGCGAGACUCUAAUCGAGGACUAUUCCGUCGUAUAAGCGAGAUAAAAAAAAGUAAAAAAAAAAAUUAAAACGCGAAAGAGGGACUUUUCAAAGAGAAGCUCGCGUUUUCUUUUCGAAGUUGUCGAUUUCAUAAAUCGCGUAAUUGUUCACUUAUAUUCUAUAGGCGCGAAAAAGUUCCUCGAAUUUGCUGUUCAACAGAAAAUGUCUUUUUUUCGAACGCCGGAACGAGAUUAGUUAUUUCUUAUAGUUUUUUGGAUGCUGAAUACGAUGCGAAAUUUCCAAAUUGCUCCGUUGCGUCACAAUUUUGAGAAAUGUUUAAUUAAAGUUGUAAAAAGGGAUAUUUUCAUUAACUUUGUCAUAUUAUAACAAUGUGACGUGUGGGAGAAGUUUUAUUGCAAUCAAAAUAAAGUAAGCUGUUAGGACUUUUAACCCUCAAAAGGAAUUUUUGUGUCAGUUAUGGUUAAUAAGAUAUAUCCAUAGCUAAAUAUGAGUUGUGUUGCAAACAUUAGCUGUGACUUACAGUUAGAUCAUUGACGAAUUACUAAAUAGCUUUUAAGAAAUUUUUAGGUCAUUGAAUACGAAUUUAAUGUUAAAAUUGUCACAUUCAAAAUGGUACUCAAUAUAGCAAUAUGUCAAAAUAUAAAAAAACAAAGACUUUUUUAUAUAAAUACACCAAUUUGAAUUUGACAAUUUUGACACUGGAUUCGUAUUCAGUGACCUAAGUCACAGCUAUAAUUUCCGCAAUACAUCCCAUUUACCCAUGGAUAUUUUAUUCACCAUAACCGAUAUCAAAAAUUAUUUUUGAGGGUUGAAAGUCUUAACAAUAUAUUAUUUGCAAUAACACUUCUCUAGCAUGUCACAUAUUGUAGCUAUAAUAUAAAUAAGUUCGUGAAAAAAACUUUUUUUUGCAACUUGAAUUAA